This is a messenger RNA of Saccostrea cuccullata (small rock oyster), 1511 nucleotides long. RefSeq names its product neuronal acetylcholine receptor subunit alpha-10-like. Bases 97 to 1455 code for a protein of 452 amino acids. The transcript is spliced from 8 exons. Lineage: Eukaryota; Metazoa; Mollusca; Bivalvia; Ostreida; Ostreidae. Gene Ontology annotation, biological process: signal transduction; monoatomic ion transmembrane transport; chemical synaptic transmission. Gene Ontology annotation, molecular function: transmembrane signaling receptor activity; acetylcholine-gated monoatomic cation-selective channel activity. Gene Ontology annotation, cellular component: synapse; neuron projection; postsynaptic membrane. The record is from RefSeq and is a predicted model, not a curated record.
CAGCGCAUUGUUGGACAACAAUAGUAUUACUUUGUCUGAGGGGUGACACUGGAUGAAAUAGAUCACACACAUCAUAUAGACAUCUGUUAAUUACUAAUGCAUGUAUCAAGAGCUGUUUCCGCAUGGAUAUCGUUGAUUUUAUCAUUUAUCAUAGAAGUAGCUACUCAGAGCACGGCUAAUCAGCAGGCGUUACACACGCACCUGUUUACGUCGUACGACGCCGGGGAGAAGCCAUACUGCGGGGGGUCCGUCAAUGUCACCCUAGACAUGGCUCUACGUCAAGUCAUCGAUCUGGACGAGCCCCAGCAGAUUUUGAAAAUCAAUGUUUGGGUACGACUGAAAUGGCAGGACUGUCGUCUUACAUGGACCCCCGCCAGCUUUGGUAACAUCGGGAAUUUUAUUGUCCCUUACAAAUACAUCUGGAUACCAGAUCUUACGUUAUACGACAGUGUUUCGGGUGAGUUUGUUGGUCUCAAGGAAUACCGUCCAAACAUUUAUCCAGAUGGCACGGUUUACUAUAAUUUUCCUUCUGUACUCGAAAGUCUUUGCACUGUUGACGUCGAAAAGUUUCCGUACGACGAGCAAACCUGUAAGUUGUUGUUUGGAUCCUGGGCUUAUCAUGGAUACGACCUAGACUUACAGAAUAAAAAUCCAGAAGGUGACCUGUCGUCUGCUGUCACUAACGUGGAGUGGACGUACGUCUCUAUGAAGGCGGAGAGACACGUGCUGUAUUACGGCUGCUGUCCAGAGCCCUACCCUGACGUCACAUACUAUCUGAAACUAAGGAGGAAACCCAAAUUUUACCUCAUCAAUCUAAUUAUUCCGUCCAUGUUGAUUACAGUUAUGGCUGCUUUAGGAUAUUAUCUCCCUGUGGAGUCGGGGGAGAAGGUUUCCCUACAGAUCACCGUCAUGUUGUCCCUCGCCGUCUUCCAGCUUCUCGUGGCCGACAAACUCCCGCCAUCAGCAGACGCCACGCCUGUCAUUGCUACCUACUUCAACUUUUCCUUAUUUUUGGUGGGUCUUGCUUGUCUCAUGGCAGUGGUUGUCUUGGCAAUCCAUUACCAAGGCAACCGACGCAUGCCAGACUGGCUAUACAAGUAUGGUUUGAUCAAAUUAUCUUGCAUCACCUUUGUUCAUGUAGAGAACAAUGCACCAGUCAAGGAAGAGAAACAAAAUACAGUGAAAACCAUUAUGGUUAAGGGUUCAGUACAUAAAGUUCGCCCAGAACAAAAGAAAACAAAAGGAUCCCUACAUUUGAUGGAAUACGAUCAACCUGUGGUUGUUGAAGAAAAAGAACCUGUGUCAGAAAAAGAUCCUGACGACACGGCACCAAAAAGGAUAUACCAGGAUGACUGGAAGAAAUUCGCGUGUGUUGUGGACAGAUUGUCCUUCUAUAUGUUUGUAAUUAUUGGGACCAUAGGCACUGGAAUUGUUUUCUCUCAGUUUGGAAUGUGAUUUUUGUUAUGUUUGUUUAGAUAGACCUUAAAUAAAAACCUCCAACUGAAAAUUUA